CCUACAUUAAAUAAAAUAACUUAGCGUGUCUAAACAAAACGCGAAAUGUAUUGUUAACUUUGGCGCCCCCAGUGGCGAUUUUAUCACCAAACUAGGUAAGGUGAAAUAUUUUAUUAAUUUUUCAUGAAGAACUGGGACGGGAGAUAUAAAUAGACUACUGCAAUUUAGCCAUUAGGUGCGCGGUCUUUAGGCCUUACACGAAAAUUUAGAGUUUCAUCGAGCGAUUGCUUAGUUGCUUCAUAUGUCGUUAUCAGGUACGAUUAAUUCUUUCCGUGGCACGUUCUUUUAGUCAGUUAUCAAUUUUUGGCCUUAAUCUUACUCGAAGCGGUAUUGACCGUUAUGGAAACGUGUAUCUAAUUUAGUACGUUGUUUAGAAGGGCUAAAAAUGUAUCAACCGAACAAGUGGGCUACGAUGGUUGCCCUUUUAGGAUAAUGAUGUUCGGUCAUCAGGAUCGUCAGGAUUACUUUUUUAGGCCGUUUAAAAUUCACUUCGAUCUAUCGUUGCAAAUAAUUAUUCAGCCUCAGCUGACAUCAUGACGGUGAGCGGAAGUCAAACUACGUCAGGAUUUCAGGAAAUUCUGCAACGCUAUCGAGGAGAUCGGAAGUUAGUGCUCGUCAUCGUGGCUGUCGCGCUACUUCUCGAUAAUAUGCUGUUGACAUCAGUUGUACCAAUUAUUCCAGAUUUUCUAUACGAACUUCACAAGCGGGAACUACUCGAAGAGAAUAAAACAUUUUUUGAGACAACCGCAUUUCCUGUUACUACGAUGACAUCAACUAUGUCUCGGGAGAACGCCACAGAUAUUCCAGGCCCAGAUCUUAUAAAUACAGUUACGCGGACCACAACCAGCGGCAUUAUCGAAAUCGGAAGUGGCUCAACUUUGGUCCCUGAUCAAGAACCUGAUCGAGCUGAAAGCCGAAGGCAGAAAGAACGGGAAGAAAAUCUUCGGCACGAGAUGCUGAAAGAUGAAAAUGUUGAGGUGGGAUUAUUAUUCGCUUCGAAGCCUGUCGUUCAAGCCUUAAUAAAUCCGCUGGUAGGCGAAGUUACUAAUCGAAUCGGGUAUACAGUUCCUAUGUUCGCCGGCUUCGUCAUUAUGUUUUUAUCUACGCUCGUGUUCGCUAUUGGAGCAUCCUAUGGUACCCUGUUUUUCGCACGAACCUUGCAAGGCGUCGGAUCGGCUUGUACCUCUGUAGCCGGCAUGGGCAUGCUCGCUGAUAAGUUUCCUGAUGAUCGCGAAAGAGGAAACGCUAUGGCCGUUGCUAUGGGCGUUGGGUUAGCUUUGGGUGUCAUGAUUGGGCCACCCUAUGGCGGUAUCAUGUACGAGUUUGUGUCACGAUCUGCCCCAUUUUUGGUCUUAGCGGCCGUUACGCUUUUUGAUGGAUUGCUUCAGUUGGCAAUCCUGCAGCCGUCCAUAUCCCAAGGAAAUAUUGAAGGGGCAUCUCUAAGUGAGCUGCUCCGUGACCCGUACAUCGUGAUCGCCGCUGGGGCGAUUACAUUUGCCAACUUAGGUAUCGCCGUACUCGAACCUUCUUUGCCCCUAUGGCUUAUGGACACUAUGCACACGCCCAAAUGGCAACAAGGUGCUGUAUUCUUGCCGGCCUCCAUUUCGUACCUCAUUGGCACGAACUUAUUUGGCCCUUUAGGCCACAAACUCGGUCGUUGGUUAUCCACCAUGGUUGGCCUCAUCAUCAUAGGACUCUCUCUGCUCUGCAUCCCGAUGGCUCGUAAUGUAAAUCAACUAAUUCUCCCAAACGCGGGCAUUGGGUUCGCCAUUGGAAUGGUGGACUCAUCGAUGAUGCCGAUGCUUGGCUACUUGGUCGAUAUUAGGCAUACGUCGGUUUAUGGAUCGGUAUACGCUAUAGGCGACGCCGCCUUUUGUGUUGGGUUUGUGCUAGGCCCACUCGUCUCUUCGACAGUCGUAAAGACCUUGGGCUUUAAGGCUUUGGUCUACCUGACGGGAAUUGUCUGCAUCUGCUAUGCACCGCUUCUAUUCGUGCUGCGCGACCCGCCUACUGCGAGAGACGAGGGACGCUCACUGGUGAUGGGUUCCACGACACUUCGUUACGACACGUACACCAACGAAGAAUCACCCAUUGAGGAAACCAAGCUCAGUAAUAUGAGCAACAAUCAAUCGAAAAUCCAGCUUCAGCCGCAACAACAGCAGUUCGUGCACUGAACAAAUAGUAACAGUCACAUAUAACGAUGCAGCGCAGUCUGUGUAUAUUGACAAAAAAAAAACCAACCAAAAAAGAAUGGAAUUCAUUCUGCUGCCGAAGCCAAUAAAUUACUAGAACUGUUAAACCAAAACCCGAUACUUCAUCAGCUACACGUAUACUACUAUUAUAUUAUAAGUACGGUCUGCGCUUAGAAGAUAACGAUCGACACGACCUGUAAGAGGAGAAACCACGUAAUGAGUGCAUCUUGCCUGCUGCUACAGGACGAAACCCAGAACAUAUAUUCGAAGACGCGAGUUGUUUCUAGGAAGUAUAUAUGAAGAACAUUUGAUUCUACUCGGCAACGAAAUAACUUGGCGACCUCUGUGGCCAACAGAUGUGACAUGGGCUAUAUAUAAGGGAAGCUGAGGCCGCCAGCAAGAAAUACCAAUAAUAAUAAUAACGUAAUGAUGAUACGUCAACUUAUCUGAGCUGAUAGAAAACAACUGCAAGGCACCACAGCAAACCAACCAAUUACGCCAUUAAAACUUCAAGAUAGUUGAUCUAAAUCAUCCCAUUAAUGCAUCAAGCUUUACCCGACGUGCUCCUUUCUGGGCUUAAGGGAGAACACAUUACAAUCGGCUUCGGAAUUCAAUUGAAAAGCAACAGGUGCUGAAAGCUGAAAUGAUGACAGCUUCCUUGUACGAUCAGCUGUAAAGUUCGACAACAGGCUUAGUAGAGAAGCUAACUGUUGCUUCUGCUGUAUUUGAUUACUUGCUUAUUAUAGAAAACGUGGACAGAUAAAAAAACUGAACAAUACUGAUGAUGAUGAUUUACUUGUUGGUAAGUAAUAUAGUCCUAUGUCAACAUGAAACAACAUAAAGAUUUAUGUUCCCUGAAACCCGAGUAUGACAUAUUGGCAGCUAAAGAAAAGCAGACGCUAUUAGAGCGGAAUGAAUGUUCUCCGCGUGCGCCGAAGACAUGAAAGUGAUCGCGUUCCGUUGGAACACCAACUUUACUUACGCAAGUAUAUAUAUAUAUAUAUAUAAGUAUAUAUAUAAAGCAACGAUGAUGAUAUAUACAUAAAUAGUAAAAAUAUGAAAAAUAUUUAGAAAAAUACACUAGAAAUGACAUUGCUAAUAAUAAUGACGAUACCGUUAUUAAUAACCAAUAGAAAUCAUUUAACUCUACUGACUGUCCUCUUACGGAGAAAAUACACUAAUUGAACAGUUUGUGUAAUUAGCCAUGGCCUUCCCGUGCCUAUCCCUCUUCUAGAAUCAAUGCGAUGUCGUUGACAGGGAUAAUUUAAUAAUAGUAACAGUGAUGACGAUGUCCGAGAGACAGACAAUGAGGUUAUACACGCUGGUUAGUAUUCGACCAAAGCAAAAGCCUUUUUGCAGGUGUAACUAAACAGGCUGGACUGGAUCGUCUUUACCUAUUUUUGUUAUAGUCCUAAUCGACAGACACCCAGAAGACGCACGGCUGGCUCAGGUCUUGUCCCGUCUGUUCUUUGCCUAGCUUGAAGAAGCGGACCUCACAAACAACUCUAUUCAAAUCGACCGUUACACAAGUGUGGCACAUUUCUUUAACAAACAUCUCUUGUUGAAAAGUACUGAUUAAUGAAGUGAGAUAACGCCACACAGCCAAGGUCAAUGGACGAUGGAUACGUAAUAUAAUGACAAAGUGCGCAAAAUGUAUAUACAUAUACUAUAAUUAUGCAUAAUAACCAUGUGGUGAUAAGAAUAAUGAUGAGGUGAAGCGACAAAGAAGUAGAUAUAGACACACUUAUUAUUCGUGAACACUGUAACCAUAUAUACAGAGUUUGCAGACCACCAACUCAUUCUUCGAAUGAAUAAUAAAUCUAACAAAGAAAAAUAACUACAUAUAAUUAGUAUUGUAUGUAUAGGAUUAUACACUAUACCAACAUUACUGAGCCUCUCCUUACGGAUUCGUGCAUAUAUAUAUAUAUAUAUAUAUAUAUACAAAACGCCAAAUUCGAAAUAUAAAUCCAUAGUGAAAUAUGUUCCGCCAUGCAUACUAAUAUUAAUAAUGUGAAUCACGAACACGAUACUGAUAAAAAUUAGCGAAUAUUGUGGCUUGCAAAAAAAAUUAACGACGACGUUGAUGAAAACUAAGA
This is a messenger RNA of Varroa destructor (honeybee mite), 4288 nucleotides long. RefSeq names its product synaptic vesicular amine transporter-like. Gene Ontology annotation, molecular function: serotonin:sodium:chloride symporter activity. Gene Ontology annotation, biological process: aminergic neurotransmitter loading into synaptic vesicle; transmembrane transport. NCBI's taxonomy places the organism in Eukaryota, Metazoa, Arthropoda, Arachnida, Mesostigmata, Varroidae. Gene Ontology annotation, cellular component: synaptic vesicle membrane; terminal bouton. The record is from RefSeq and is a predicted model, not a curated record.